UUUUGGCGCCAAAUCGCGAAGUGAAACGAGGCUAGUUUUUAAAAGCCAACCGCAAAAUGUACCCUUCGAAGGCUCAAUAUUUGAAAUAUGUUGAAGAACAGUGGAAAAUUAGCGGGUAAAACAUUGUUCAUCACCGGCGCAAGCCGUGGAAUUGGGAAGGCCAUUGCAUUAAAAGCUGCCCAAGAUGGAGCAAAUAUUGUUAUCGCCGCUAAAACCACCGAACCUCAUCCAAAACUGCCUGGAACGAUAUACACCGCAGCAAAAGAAGUUGAGGAGGCAGGAGGAAAGUGCCUUCCCUGUGCAGUGGAUAUUCGUGAUGAAAAUGCUGUCAACAGCGCUGUACAAGAGGCUGUAAAGACAUUUGGUGGGAUUGACAUACUUGUUAACAAUGCUAGUGCAAUAAGCCUGACAGGGACCUUGGAUACGCCAGUGAAAAAAUAUGAUCUAAUGAAUAAUAUCAAUGUAAGAGGGACAUUUUUGUGCUCCAAAGCAAUUAUUCCUUAUUUAAAGAAAGCAGAGAAUCCUCACAUUUUAAAUGUGACACCACCUUUAAAUAUCAGACAUGCCUGGUUCAAAGAACACAUUGCAUAUUCAUUGUCAAAAUAUGGAAUGUCAUUGUGUGUCCUUGGAAUGUCUCAAGAAUUCAAGGAUGAUGGGAUUGCAGUUAAUGCACUGUGGCCUAACAAAGGUAUUGCCACUGUUGCUGUCAUGGUUACUGCAGGGAAACAAGGCUUAGUGUACUGUCGAAUAGAUAAGUUUUUUGCUGAUGCUGCAUAUUUCAUGUUGACAAGGGACAGUAAAACUAGGACAGGGGAGUUUCUCUAUGAUGAGGAUGUUCUCAAGGAGGCAGGAAUCACUGACUUUGAACAGUAUUCCUAUAUUCCAGCUGGUGCGCCUGUGCCAGACAGUUUCAUUGAUGGUUAUUCUCCCACACUGCAAGGAAAUGGCUCUAAGGACACCCGGAAAGCUGCCUCUCGUGGGAUUCAAUUGAGACAGGUGGCAGAUAUUUUUGAUGCCAUUACAAAUUUUGUUGAUGAAAAGCUCAUUCAGAAGGUGAAUGCAGUCUUUGAGUUUCAUUUAACAGGAAAGGAACCUGGAGUGUGGUAUCUUGAUCUUAAAAGCAGUACAGGUGAGGUCGGCAAAGGUUCUUUUUCAGGAGAUGAGGUGAACAGUACAAUAAUGUUAGACUCCGAGGACUUUGUUAAAUUGUUCACUGGUGAACUUAAUCCAGCACAAGCAUAUUUGGGAGGAAAACUCCAGAUUACAGGAAGUAUGCAUAAAUUUAUGAGACUGGAGAAUCAGCUCCUUCACAAGAUGAAAUCCAAAUUAUGAACAUUACUGUUUUUGAGAAAAUUUAGUCCUGUACAAAGCAAAAAUAAUAACAAUUAUAGUAAUAAUAAUAAUAAUAGUUAUUGUUAUCAUCUUUGUUGCUUUUAUUAUUUGUUGUUUAAGUAUUGGUAUCAUCAUUACUGUUAAACUGUGUUAAACUUUAUAGAAUUUAGGCCUUUUCUAAAGAUGAAGCUGAAGGUAUUUAAACAUUUUCAUGAUGAGCAAUCCAUGGCUAAUGGGUUUAGUGUAGGACAGGGGAAAGUAAGUAAGGAAGGCUGUGUCACAAGACCAAACACCAGAGUUUCUGGUAGAAAUUAUUAUGUAAAGUUUCACAUAAGAUACUAGGUGUUUUUGUUGCUUUUAUUUCCCAACUGAAUAACCCUGGUACAAAUAUUUCAUAUAAGGUUACCAAAACUGUAUAUUUAAAAUUGUGAACAAAGUUAUACAUUUCAGUUAAGUAGGUCAAAAGAUACUGAGUAACUUUUUCAACAGUAAAAUGAGACAUGUUUGUAAAUAUGUCAUAACUAAGACAGUUGCAAUGCUGUUGUUCAAUUUACUCUACAUUUCACUCUUCCAUCUUUUAGAACAAAGUGUAAAUAUUCAGAAUUUUCUCUACCAGACUGUCAGUAUAUUAAAAAGAGCCUGGGUUUGCUUAUUUCUUUGUAAUUUUGUUUCAUGUUAUUCUCUUCAAUGCUUGAUCAAAUAAACAGACACAAAUUGUGUAGGUAUUGUUUUGACAUUUAAUUGGAAAGCAUUUGUAAUGACCCGUGUUUGAAUUGAGAUCCCAAGCAAUAAGUGGCCAAGUAAAGAUCUUUUCCCUUUCCAUAGAAGGAUUUCGAGUAUUAAUUAGUUCUUAUUAACAGAGCGGGAGGUCUGUAUGGGAGAAUCUUGA
Stylophora pistillata is the source of this 2221-nucleotide messenger RNA. Its product is annotated as hydroxysteroid dehydrogenase-like protein 2. The record is from RefSeq and is a predicted model, not a curated record. Lineage: Eukaryota; Metazoa; Cnidaria; Anthozoa; Scleractinia; Pocilloporidae. Gene Ontology annotation, cellular component: mitochondrion.